Molecule: messenger RNA, 2888 nt
Organism: Physcomitrium patens
Lineage: Eukaryota; Viridiplantae; Streptophyta; Bryopsida; Funariales; Funariaceae
Product: BTB/POZ domain-containing protein At1g30440
Molecular function (GO): protein binding
Source: RefSeq, a predicted model, not a curated record
GUGAUGGAGGUUGCAGAUCAGAUCAUGGCUGCGCCAAAAUUCCUUCGACAUCCUUGGCUGCGCAGUGUGCUUUACUAGCGAUCAGAAUAGGGGCGGGACAUCUGUGAACAGGAGCUUUCGUUGGAUAAACAUGCUCAUCCUCUUCUGUAGCUUGUGUCUAGUUUUCGUGACCUGUUGGAGACUAGGUAGCAAUUGCAGUGGAGGAGCAUUGUCUCAGGGAAAUAUAUUUUUCGUAUUUGGGAUGUAAUUGUAGGGGUGUAGGGAGGUAGUCUCUACUCCGUCAUUGCUGCUGUGCCGAUUCUCUGGCGAGUGUGCGUGUGGAUUAGGUUUUGCACCCUAGAUACAAGGCUGUGAGGGUCGAAGGAGGGAUGGCGUCUAGUGGGGGGAGAUCCAGGACUUCGCCGGAUGGGACGUCCCAGAGAAGAGGACAAGCGUGGCUUUGUGCCUCCGGGCUCCAAAGUGACAUCGUUGUGGAUGUUGAGCAGAUGAGCUUCCACCUACACAAGUUUCCUCUUGUAUCCCGUUGCCGACGCAUCGCGAGUCUCGUAGAGCGAGCGAGCAGGGAAGAUGAAGAUACCUGCGACAUUCGCCUUGAAAAUUUUCCUGGCGGAACGUUGGCCUUCGAGCUUGCCGCCAAGUUUUGCUAUGGGAUGAAGGUGGAAUUCACUCCUUGCAAUAUUGUUGCCCUACGUUGCGCUGCAGAGUAUUUAGAAAUGACAGAAGAUCUUGCAAACCAGAAUUUGAUUGAGAGAUCAGAGUCCUUUCUCGAAGAGGUAGUGCUCCGGAAUUGGUCAGACUCCAUCGCCGCAUUGCAGAGCUGCCCAAAUUUUUACCCCAUGGCCGAGGAACUUGGUCUUGUGGACAGACUGAUAAACUCCGUAUGUGCUAAAGCAAACAUGAACGAUUCUUCAAGAAGAGUAUGGCCUAUGCGAGGUCAGCGUGCAUUGCAAUCCCCUGGCGGUAGCCUGCUCUGGAACGGUAUUAGCACGGGAGCCAGGGCUAGAGUACCUGGAGACGGCGACAAUUGGUGGUACGAAGACAUCUCCGUUCUAAGUCUGACAUUGUUUGAGAAAGUUGUGCUUGGAAUGGAAGCUGCCGGUGUUGGUGGCGAGAGCAUAUGGGGUGCAGUUGUCCACUACGCAAAGAAAGCCCUGCCAGGUCUCCACAGACGCCACAGUGGACGCGAACCAGCUCACAGUCACCGCAAGGCGAUUGUACCCGCAAACCCUAUCGUCCAGGAGAACGAGCAGCGAAUUCUGCUUGAAACGAUUGAGUCUCUCCUCCCUCUGUUGAAAGUUGGAAGCUCCACUCGGUUUCUUUUUGGAUUACUGCGAUUAGCUAUAAUACUAAAUGCUAGCUCACAAUGUAAGAGCAGCUUGGAGAAGAGGAUAGGCAUGCAGCUGGACCAGGCCACCCUUGAUGAGCUUUUAGUGCCGAAUUACUCUCAUGUAGAGGAGACACUCUAUGAUAUUGAUUUGGUGCAACGGAUUCUGGACCAUUACUUGAUGUUGGAGCAAAAUAUUCCACCCGAGUCAGAUGAAGAGGGUCUGCUCUUGGGCUCCCCCUCUCUCUGUCCUAUUAUGAUGGUUGCGAAGCUCAUAGAUGCUUAUCUCGCCGAAAUUGCGCCAGAUGUCAAUCUGAAGCCUACGAAGUUCAUAGCAUUAGCUGAGGCGUUGCCUGAUUAUUCCAGGUUUUUAGACGAUGGGCUAUAUAGGGCAAUUGAUGUGUACUUGAAGGCUCAUCCUUGGUUAUCGGAAUCAGAGCGAGAGAUGGUGUGCAAGGUUAUGAGCUGCCAGAAACUUUCCCUAGAAGCGUGUACACACGCUGCACAGAAUGAGAGACUGCCGUUGCGAGUGGUUGUGCAGGUUCUCUUCUUUGAGCAGCUACAGCUGCGGAACGCCAUAGCUGGGUCCUUCUUGGUUGCAGAUACCGUGGGGGCCUCUGGUAGGCAGCUAGGGCAGCAGCAUCAUGCAGGGCCAGGAGGGGCAAGGCAAGGAGAGAGUUGGGACGAUUCUCUGGAGGUGGGUCAAAAGCUGAAAGAUGACAUGGGAAAGAUCUUGGCACGCGUCAGUCAGCUGGAAAUGGAAUGUGGGACGAUGAGACAGGAGAUUGAGAAUCUUCACAGGGCGAAGAAGCCCGUGAAUCCGCUGUCGAAAGCAUUCGGUUGCAAGAUGUUUUCUACUGUUGUUCCUUCAACUGGGGAGGUGAAAAGAGGCCACCGCCGGAGUCUGAGUGGAAGUCUAGGCUUCACAGGGGAGCAGGUGUAGUAAAGACCGCGCUUGGGCUAUUCCCAGGCCACACGACUUGACAUGUACUAUUUUUUUUCCAGGCUUUGCCGCUAUUUACUGCAAAUAAUCGUGUAUGGGAGCCCUCAACCCGGAAAAAGGAUCGUUGAACUUGUAUUAGCUUGCAAGGCCCUCACUUUUUGAUGUCUCUUUCUAUUUGUAAAUAUACUCUGUAGGUGUAGAACUCAGCUCCAGGAAGGGAGGUUAACACCGUCGUAUGGUGUGUUUUCUCCAUCGAUAGGCGUAAUCAGCAGAAACCAUUUGUACCUUCUCUUGGUAGGUUACUUUCAGGUUGCUGUCGAGUUGAGAUUAAAAGCCAAUUCAUUGGGUGGACAAUCCAACGUAGUCGUUUUCUGCCAGGGUAUACCUGUGAAAUCUUGAAGGGUUAAUAGAUAUAUGGCAGUCUAGCUCCACAUCUAUUACUAUUAUCAUUAUUAUUCUUAUUUUCGGUUAGCUUGAACAGCUGUAGACUAUUACACAAGCUUAGAGCGCAGAUUAGCAGACCUGUUUGACUGGAAACCAGGAACUAGUAGUCUCCGAAUGUUUUUAGUGAUGGACCAUUUGGUAAUCGAAGGCUAUUCAUUCAAGUGCAUUUCGACUUUA